Molecule: messenger RNA, 675 nt
Organism: Clonostachys rhizophaga
Lineage: Eukaryota; Fungi; Ascomycota; Sordariomycetes; Hypocreales; Bionectriaceae
Source: the annotation of a GenBank genome assembly
AUGCCUGUCAGACUAUUCGUCGGUCGCCAGUCGGAGCUGGGGGUGCCGCCGACCUCAGCACUGGAUGCACGCCUGUUAGUUCUCUGCUUGGUUCUGAAGGAAAAGGAACGCCGAGAAAGUAAUUCUGGGAACCUACCUAAACCCCUUGGGACCGAGCUGGUCGUCGUAGAUGGAUACCCGCAGCGUCAUGCUGGUCAGGCCGACGUAGAAUAUAUGGACGGCCUUUCGCUCGGCGGCCGCGACGGCGAUGGCCGUCCCCGGGUGCGCGUUCUGCCUGACUUUGUUGCCAUACCAUCCCGACUUAUCGUCCCAACGGAGGGCUUGUAUGCUGCUGUCUGUCUGCUGGUAGAAGACCCGGAGGAGGUCAUCCCCCAGCCGAAGAGCGGAGAGCUUGGUUUCUGGGUGGACGAGUCGGUCGACACUGCCAGAUAUCACGAACAGCUGCGUCCUGAGAGGGUUGGAUCCGUUGAUCGCCGCGGCGGCCAUGGGCGUGCCCCAGGCGGGUUCGAUACUCAGGCUUGCUUUCUGCUCCGCCUUGGCCUUGUCGUUGACGAUGCGUCGGUACGAGAUGGCCGUUGUGUUGAGCUCCUGGUAGAAUAUCUGCACAUCGGAGCCCUCGGCACCGGAGGAGAUGGAUGCCGCUACGCUGCGCUGGGUCUUGUUAAUGGGCCCUGA